Prunus dulcis (almond) is the source of this 1365-nucleotide messenger RNA. RefSeq names its product probable leucine-rich repeat receptor-like protein kinase At1g35710. Bases 1 to 1365 code for a protein of 454 amino acids. The transcript has a single exon. Gene Ontology annotation, molecular function: protein binding. NCBI's taxonomy places the organism in Eukaryota, Viridiplantae, Streptophyta, Magnoliopsida, Rosales, Rosaceae. The record is from RefSeq and is a predicted model, not a curated record.
AUGACAUCUUUAAGUUCCGGUAAACUAUGCUUCCUGCCUUAUUGCCUUGUCAUCUUCAUGUAUGUUUCAUCACCAAAUUGGGUUGCUUUUCCUUCUGCUACUUCUACUUCUGAUACUGAAGCAAAGGCUCUUCUCAAAUGGAAAGCCAGCUUAUUUCCAAAUAAAGCCCUCAAUCAUCUCACCUGGUACCCUCCCACUCAUAAUAUUAAUGCCACCAAUUCUUCCAACACCAAUCCAAAACCAAGAACAAGCCCAUGCACUUGGACUGGUGUUUCAUGCAACUCAGCUGGAAGUGUCAGCACGAUAAACCUUUCCACUUGUGGUAUUCAAGGUACGCUACAUGAGUUUUCAUUCUUGUCCUUCCCUAAUCUUGAAUAUCUUGACCUCAGCUUCAACAAACUCUUUGAUGCCAUACCAGCUCAAAUCAACUACGUCUCCAAACUCCACUAUCUCGAUAUCUCUAUAAAUCAGUUGUCUGGGAGAAUCCCACCAGAAAUCAGUCUCUUGAGAAAUCUUACAUAUCUUGGUCUCUAUAAAAAUACUUUGUUGGGGGAAAUUCCUAAUGAGAUAGGCAACCUGAAAUCUCUUGUGGGGCUAUAUUUGCAAAAGAAUCAACUCCAUGGUUCAAUUCCAAGAUCACUAGGCAAUCUAACAAGCCUUACCCAUCUCUAUCUCUAUGAUAAUAAACUUUCUGGUUUGAUUCCCAAGGAGAUAGGGAACUUGAAAUCUCUAGUAAUUCUAGAUUUGUCAGCUAACAAUUUAAGUGGUCUCAUCCCUCUAAAUAUUGGUAACUUAAUAAACCUAAAUAUUUUGUACCUGUAUUCCAAUCAACUUUUUGGUUUGAUUCCCAAAGAGAUAGGGAGCUUGAAAUCUCUUAUGGAUCUAGAGUUGUCUUAUAACAAUUUAAGUGGUCUCAUCCCUCCAAAUAUUGGUAACUUAAUAAAGUUAAACACUUUGUACUUGCAUUCCAAUCAACUGUCCGAUUUGAUUCCCAAGGAGAUAGGGAACUUGAAAUCUCUUGUAGAUCUAGAGUUGUCCUACAACAAUGUAAAUGGUCUCAUCCCUCCAAAUAUUGGUAACUUAAUAAAGCUAAACACUUUGUACUUGCAUUCCAAUCAACUUUCUGGUUUGAUUCCCAAGGAGAUAGGGAACUUGAAAUCUCUUGUAGAUCUAGAGUUGGGCGAGAAUCAACUCAACGAUUCAAUUCCAGCCUCAUUUGCUAACUUGAGCAACUUGGAUAUCUUAAUCCUACGCAAUAACCAACUUUCCGGCUCCAUCCCCCAAGAGUUAGAGAAUCUCAAGAAUUUGACUAAACUGUACUUGGAUACAAACCAAUUGUCUGGUUAUUUGCCCCCAAAUAUCUGA